Onychostoma macrolepis is the source of this 6148-nucleotide messenger RNA. RefSeq names its product par-3 family cell polarity regulator beta a (gene pard3ba). Gene Ontology annotation, biological process: establishment of cell polarity; cell adhesion; establishment of centrosome localization. The record is from RefSeq and is a predicted model, not a curated record. Gene Ontology annotation, cellular component: apical junction complex; adherens junction; apical plasma membrane. NCBI's taxonomy places the organism in Eukaryota, Metazoa, Chordata, Actinopteri, Cypriniformes, Cyprinidae. Gene Ontology annotation, molecular function: protein binding; phosphatidylinositol binding.
CAGUCAGAGUUAUUCACUAUUAUUUGCCGCUUCCGGUUUCACUCUGGACCUCAGCGGGCGCGAACUCGGGAGAAACCUAUCGAGACUUUUCUCUGUCAUCCAGGACUUUUCAAUCCUGUUCAGAGUGCGGUUUGGAAUGAUUCCUGGACGAUUAUUCAGUUCAUGGACUUAAUGUUGGUUUACUCAAGACUGUUCUAGCACUUUAAAGAGAAAGAAGAUCACCUGUAACAGUUGACCAAUGACACCUGUUGUCUCUUCGGCGCUCGCUUUAAGAGAAACUCUGCUGUAAACAAACUACGAGGAUAUUUGAACGUUUAAUGACGCAGUUAAGAUGAAAGUGACGGUAAAUUUCGGGGAAACGAGGAUUGUCGUCCCGUGUAAAGACGGUUGGAUGGUGCGGGAUUUAAUCGAUCAAGCCACUCAAAGAUACAAGAAGAUUGUCGAACAGGAUGGGGAAUUCCUGGUGCGGACGCUCCAUGUGGAGUAUGUGGACGGGGGGAUCCUGGACCCAGAUGACAUGCUAACAGACCUGGUGGAGGACAAAGAGAAGCUGAAGGCUGUGUAUGAGAAGAUGGAGCUCCAGCAGAGGGCGAUGGUGAGUCCUGGGGGGAGUGUGGCGUCUGGUCGCUCCAGCCCUGACCCCUCUGAACCUGAGCUUAGCGUCCUGCAGCCCUACCUGGGCAGUGAGAUCGAGGUCACCCCCUCUGCCCUCAAAUCAACCACUCCUCUAUCGGUGCGAAGCAGCAGUGACCCCCUCGCCCCACCCCUGGAUGUCUUUUCAAUGGACCCUGAGGACAUGAUCAGCAGACCCCAGUCCACUGGUGUCAGUCAUGCAACCUCUGUGAAGGGAGGAGCCAUGGACAAACCCAAGGUGGACAUCCCAAACUCCAGGACUGCACAAGUCCACUUAAGCAGCCUCACACGGACGGUGGAUAUUUCUGGAGACCUUGGGCCUCUGGGCAUCAAAGUCAUAUCAUACUGUUCCUCACUGAGUGGAAGGGCUCUGGGUCUAAAUAUCCGAUCCAUCGAGAAGAACAGCCGCUCUGAACGAGAGAGGAUCUUUGAAGAGGACGAGUGCAUCGUGCAGAUCAAUGACACCGAGUUAAUAGACAAGUCCUUCGCUCAGUCUCAAGAAGUGUUUCGCCAAGCCAUGUCCUCGCCCACCAUACAUUUGGAGGUGCUUCCUGUCGGCAAAAGGCUCCUCUAUGAAAAGAGCCUCAUCGGGCAGCUUUUCAACAACACCGAACCAAGCCCUGUGGUCCCUAAAGUCAAGAGUCCUUUCUUGGUUCAUAAGCUCACUCCGAGCAACACAUCAACGCCGCCUCCAGAGCCUCCUGCAUCACAGACCCCACCCGUAUCACAGACCCCACCCCAAAAGGAGGAGGAGCUUCAGCCUUCAAGACACACCCCUGUCCAAACGGACCAUCACAGAGCCACGCCUUCUCCUCCGGUCAGCACGUCACCCACCCUGAAAGAUGGCAGAGAGAGCCCCGCCCCCAAAAAGACCCCUGCCCUCGUCACGCUGGUUAAUAUGAUCAACAAAAAGCCUGGGAAGAAAAUGAAGAUCGAUUUGAAGAAAGGUACGGAGGGCCUCGGAUUCACCGUGGUAACCAGAGACUCGUCCCUUCAUGGUCCAGGACCCAUUAUGGUCAAGAGCAUCCUGCCCCGCGGAGCUGCUGUUAAAGACGGACGGCUCAAGUCUGGAGACCGUAUCCUGGAGGUAAAUGGAGUGGACAUCACAGGACGCACUCAAGAGGAGCUGGUAGCUAUGCUCCGAAGCACCAAACUGGGAGAAACCGUGUCUCUGGUAGUCGGAAGACAAGAGGAGUUUUUGCCCAGAGAACUGAAAGAAGAGCCGUCAGGUCCGCUGCUUUCGGAGGACGGGCGAGAGCAGCUGAUGUUUGAAGUUCCUUUGAAUGACUCCGGCUCAGCUGGUCUAGGGGUCAGUCUGAAGGGUAAUAAGUCCCGAGAGACCGAAGAAGACCUGGGCAUCUUCAUCAAGUCCAUCAUCCACGGCGGUGCCGCACACAAGGACGGUCGCUUGCGUAUCAAUGACCAGCUGAUAGCAGUUAAUAGCGAAUCGCUGCUCGGACGCUCCAACCACGAUGCCAUGGAAACCCUGCGGCACUCCAUGUCGACUGAAGGGAACCUCAGAGGAACCAUCCAGCUGGUGGUUCUGCGUUCUGUGGAGCGCUCACCUGCUCAGGAACAUCAAGAAAGCAGUCAAAGUGUCACCAGAAACGACUCUCCUGUUAAUCUCCGUCCAAACAGCAACCACACCAACAGUUCGGCACCACCUUCCACAGCAAACAACCGCAUAUACGAGGCUGCUCCUGCUCCAUACAGACCCCCUGGCGGACCUCAGGAACUGCCGGAGGAAGAUUACGAUGAAGACGAUUUCCCCCCUCCACCUUCUGAUCUGGAGCUGCUGGAAACAAACCCUCCACACAAACACCAACAAAAUCGGGCUGAAAUGGAGCCUGUUCCCUACAAACCCACCAACCAACAAUACCCUCAACGACAGAAAGUCCCAGAUUACCCCACCAACAAGUCCUCCAAGAGCAUGGAUUUAGUAGCAGAUGAGAGUAACAUGGCCUCCAUUCAAGGACAGAGACCUGAACCCCUCUCCUCUAAUGGGACAGCACUGGGACCCAGGUUAGGUCUGCAGAAGUCCAGUUCUCUGGAGAGUCUCCAGACAGCGAUGGAGGAGGUCGGUAAGGACGAGGUGCCCUUCCAUCGUCCACGCGCGCACAUGGUGAGAGGCAGAGGAUGCAACCUCAGCUUCCGAUACGCCAUCGACAAGUCCUACGACAGGCCUUCUGAACCUGAGGACGAGGACUCUGAGGAAGACUCCGGAAGAGACACGCCUGCUAGCGGCUCCUCUCGACAGGAUCUGGAUGAGGAGAAGAAGGUAAAGAAAAAGAAAACCAAAAAGAAGAAAGAGAAAAAGAGCAAAAAGAAGGACGAGCCCGAAGACCCUGAGAAAAAGACAAAGAAAAAAGGAUUUGGAUUGUUGAGCAUGGAGACCCCGCCUGACCUCAGAUCAGUGCAGAAGAAUAUGUUUGGGAGAAAAAACAAAUCCAAGGCUAAAGAACUGGGCGCUCUGAGUGAAGAAGAGGUGGACAAGAGUGAGCCUGAGAUGUUUCUGUCCAAAAGUGAAAGGAACAGCCCUGCUCUUGACCGCGCCAUCUUCCCGGACGUCGAAGACGAUGACCUGGAUCCCAACUAUGCUCGCAUCAACAAUUUCAGAGAACCUCCCACCUCCAGUCACUCCCAUCCACCUGGAACUCCCACCCAUAACUACUCUCAGCCUAUAGGCCCCGCCCCCAACAGAGAGCCGCCCAAUGAGGAUGCGCUAGAGGGGCUUUAUGCAAAAGUGAACAAGCAAAGAACUGCCCCUCCAAAGACUGACAGUAAUGAAGAGCGGUUGCAGCAAAUCAGGAAUCAGCUUCAGCAAGUGAGACCGGCUCCAUCCUACGAUGACCUGAGCGCCCGAAGACGACCGGAGUACGACCCUUCACGAAUCAGAGGGCCUGAUCCACGAAUGGCUCCCAGAUACAACGACUCCGAUCGACCGUAUGCCUCCGUGCCCAGGAAGAUGCCAGUGGAGGACUACUCGAACCAGAACUGGGCCAACCAGAGAGACCCUGUCCAUUACCCCAACCCCACCUACGAGACCCAUCAAGACAACUAUCCUCCACACUCUCCCCGGUUGCCCGUACCCAGACCCGCGGAGGCCACAGGUGGUUACUGUCCCUCAUCUCCAGCUCAACAGAGGGGUCCCGUGAGGCAGGACGUCCCUCCCUCAUCAAACCCAGGUGCCAGAGCACCACCGCGAUACGAAACGCUGAACCAGGGGAACUAUCGGACGGCCAGCCCUGAUCGCUACGGCUCAUACGGAGAUGAACAAUACCAAGAUCCCCGGCAGAAAAAGCCAAUGAUCGGAGCCGUCUAGACGAGGAGGAAGUAGGUCGGUGCUGAAAAAGUUAUGUGGUUAUGUAAUUGUGUCCAUUUACAAGAACAAUCUAAUUAGUUGUCCCAGACUUAUGAGAAGAAAAAGCAAUCAAAAUUGCUUUGACACAGCCAUCGAUUACUCCAAAUUGAACUAGUUAAGUGAAGUUUGUGAUUUGUUUUUGGAUGUCAGCCAUUUUUCCUCUUAAUUAGCAUCAGUUCUGAACAUUAAGUCGAUUUUACACCAGUCAGUUAAGUUUAAAGGUUAUAGCUUACAGAAGCACAUAGGGUUUGUACAUAUGUAUGUUUAGCAUGUAUUUAAUUCAGUAUAGCACACAAAUGUCUAUAUGAUGAUCUGCUGUGGUUAGCAUGGCCAUUUCUUUCCCUCAUGAGUAUAUAUUGACUUGUCAUUUGUUGAGGACUUGAGUCUCUUAUGAUCCUAAAACAUCUCCGAUGUUCUCAGAGCGAUGUUUGUUUAUAUGUUGGGUGCCUUAAGCUAGCUUGGGUGAGAAGUUUUUAAAUGUGAAGAAAUUCACCAUCAGUUUACUUUUUCGUGGUUAUAAGAAAUGUUUUCCAGAAUUUUACUGCGCUUUAUUGCCUUUGCAGUAACCUUGUCCUCCUAAAACACUCCAUUAAUUGUUGAGGUUUUUUUUCAUGCGAUGUUUUGAGGGUAAUAUUCUCUUUCAACCACCUUCCUCCUUGAUUGAUUUUAAUAAAGCCAUUCUGAGGCCCAAAAACAUCAAAACGCACAAGGUUACACAAAUAGCUGAUCUCAAACUGUUUUGGCUUUUGUUGUCACAUCUGUUUCUUUUAUCUUAGGUCGAGGUUUGUUUUCCCUUUCAGCCAUUGUAGUUCUGCGAUGUGAAAUUCUGCCCCAUAGGUGCAAUACACAACACUCUAUACACAGGGCUCUUGUAGUCAACAAUCACUGCUUUAAAACCAAGACUUCCUGAUAUCCUCAGUGUGUAAAAUGAUCUGUUUGUUAUAGAUAGGAGAUACAUUGCCAGUCAAAACAGGAUUUUACAAGAACCAGCAAACAUAAUGAAUUUUUGCACCCAUUUUAUGUUGAUUUUUUUUGCACAUUUAUCGCCUGAAUGAAGAAGUUUACAGGAAAAUAGCCAGAUAGAUACUAAGAAUACAUUAAGUUUUUUUUUUUUUUCCUUUUACACAUAUGCUACUCUAUCAACUUUAAAUGUUAUGUAUGAAUAAUCAGUCGGUGUUCGAUCUUGUCUGUCUUGUCAUUGAAAAGUUGAUUUUAAUUUCUAUAUUUUUAUAUCACAUUUUGCAUUCAAUGUUUAUGGAAAAUCUGCUAUCUUUGUGUUUAUUUUGCUUGGAUUUUCUUUUGAUAUUUUUAUUAAAUUUUUUUAUACUUGUUUUCUUUAUUAACAGUUGUUAAAGGAUUUUUUUGUCAAUUUAUUUUGAAACCUAACAAAAGAAACAGAAUACUGUGCAAUUUUCUUUAUUUAGCUGUUUUUAUUUGUAUUUUUUUGUUUAUUUGUUUUUUUGCUCUUAUAUAUUUUUAUUAAAAUCAAGAUGCUGGUCUGCAUAAUUUGUGAAAUGAAAUUACAUGAUGACAAUAUAAUUGGUUUUGAUACUUUAUUUUCUUGUUGUUCUUGUUUUAAAGUUGGGCAAAUGUUGUAUUAAAUGGAAAGAAAUGCGUGUGCUGCCACUAAAAUAAUAGGCAUACAUUUGUAGUAAAAUGCUUAUGACAUUAAUUCAUAUUAACUAUGACAUUUUGGUACUUUUUUUUUUUUUUUUUUUUAAAUGAAACUGUGUAAGUUUUUGUGUAAAUAAAGUGGUGUGUUGGUUCAGGUUGAUGAUGACUUCAGUCAUGUGAAGCUCUUUGGUGUUCAUUGUGUCUUGUACAGUUGUAUAGCUUCAUUCUCAUAAUGAUGACUGAGAGAACAUACUUAUCUAACAUUACUGAUAAUUACUCCUGCUGAUUAGUGCUAAUUCAUCCUCUACCAAUUAAGCUACGGAGGGCUGCGCUGAGGUUAUUAGGGCCUAAUGGACCUAUUUGGGGAAUCUUGCUGAUUAGGAAAUUUGGCAUUAAAGUGUUUGCAUAUAUCUGGACAGAAUUGAAGUUUAAUUAACCCUUGGAUGACAAGAGAGAGAGAUGUUAGGUGGGAAUAAAUGAAUUGUGAGAGCACUGUCGAACAAAAGGUUGAUCAAAUUUGAAAAGAGAUAAUAACUGUGU